Messenger RNA from Microcebus murinus (gray mouse lemur), 3524 nucleotides. It is a transcript of the gene TLX1, whose product is annotated as T cell leukemia homeobox 1. Gene Ontology annotation, biological process: animal organ development; regulation of transcription by RNA polymerase II. Gene Ontology annotation, molecular function: DNA-binding transcription factor activity, RNA polymerase II-specific; RNA polymerase II cis-regulatory region sequence-specific DNA binding. The record is from RefSeq and is a predicted model, not a curated record. NCBI's taxonomy places the organism in Eukaryota, Metazoa, Chordata, Mammalia, Primates, Cheirogaleidae. Gene Ontology annotation, cellular component: nucleus.
GCCGAAGCUCGCUCGCACCGGGCUUUUUCGCCCGGUGAUUGAUGUCCCAGAGUCAACAGCGAGCGAGCAGCCGAAGAGGGGAAGGAGAAGCCGGAGAGGGGAAGAAAACGACGCCCCCUCUCUCCCUCCCCUCCUCCCUACUUUAGCCCUUCUGCGCACUUUGCCUCCAAGUCUACGCUCAGCCAGGAGCCGCUGUUGCCUCUGCGACCCAGCUCACUGCCCUCGGAGCCAAGCACAGCGAGCGCCGCCGCCCGGGCCCCCCCGUGGGGCCGGGGCCAGCAUGGAGCACCUGGGUCCGCACCACCUCCACCCGGGCCACGCGGAGCCCAUCAGCUUUGGCAUCGACCAGAUCCUCAACAGUCCGGACCAGGGCGGCUGCAUGGGGCCCGCCUCGCGCCUCCAGGACGGAGAAUACGGCCUUGGCUGUUUGGUCGGAGGCGCCUAUACUUACGGUGGCGGGAGCUCCGCGGCCGGGGCGGGGGCCGGGGGCGCGGGAGCCUACGGUGCUGGCGGUCCAGGCGGCCCUGGCGGCCCGGGCGGCCCAGCUGGCGGCGGCGGCGCCUGCAGCAUGGGUCCACUGGCUGGCUCCUACAACGUGAACAUGGCCUUGGCGGGCGGCCCGGGUCCUGGCGGCGGCGGUGGCGGCGGCAGCGGUGGCGGGGGGUCGCUGAGCGCUGCGGGGGUGAUCCGGGUGCCAGCGCACAGGCCGCUAGCAGGAGCCGUGGCCCACCCGCAGCCCCUGCCCACUGGCUUGCCCACCGUGCCCUCUGUGCCUGGGGUGCCGGGUGUCAACAACCUCACUGGCCUCACCUUCCCCUGGAUGGAGAGUAACCGCAGAUACACAAAGGACAGGUUCACAGGUCACCCCUAUCAGAACCGGACGCCCCCCAAGAAGAAGAAGCCACGCACGUCCUUCACGCGCCUGCAGAUCUGCGAACUGGAGAAGCGCUUCCACCGCCAGAAGUACCUGGCCUCGGCCGAGCGUGCCGCCCUGGCCAAGGCGCUCAAAAUGACCGACGCGCAGGUCAAAACCUGGUUCCAGAACCGGCGGACGAAGUGGAGACGGCAGACUGCGGAAGAGCGAGAGGCCGAGAGGCAGCAGGCGAACCGCAUCCUCCUGCAGCUACAGCAGGAGGCCUUCCAGAAGAGCCUGGCGCAGCCGCUGCCCGCUGACCCACUGUGUGUGCACAAUUCGUCGCUCUUCGCCCUGCAGAAUCUGCAGCCGUGGUCUGACGACUCGACUAAGAUCACUAGCGUCACGUCCGUGGCAUCGGCCUGUGAGUGAGCCUGCCCACUCUGUCCUGCGGGACCUCAGACCUAGUCGGGCGUCGCCAAGGCCUGAGAGGCAGGACUCUCCUCCACUCCUCCCCGCCUCGGACUGACUGCAAGCGGGAGGGGGACGCGGCGAACUCUCACACAGCCUUCGUACUCAAGACGACACUUUUCUCUUUGGUGGAAGAGGGCUCAGGAUAGGGACCUGCGACCCCCUCCUAGACGCCUAUGCUGUCCCACUCCCUCCCCGAACUGUUAGUCUUCUCGGUUCACGUCUAUUUCAUUUUAAUUUUUAAUGUGGAACCAAGAGAGAGAGGCGAGGGAGGUGGGGGAAGAGCUUCUGGGGUCCCCAGGGCUGCCAUCUUAACUUACCCUGGGAAACUUCCUCUCCGCUUCCCACUUUUCAUCACACAUGGACACCCAUAGGCCCACACAAAGGCAAUGUCACAGUCCCUAGAACCACACAGGGAUCUAUGGCAGAGUGUCAUGCACACAGAGUCAUAGCCUUCCCACCCUUGACCCUCACUAUCAGACGUGGGCGGGGUGACCCUUACACGUUCAGAACAGCAUGGCACUUCCCCCCUCACACACAAACACAAGGCCACGGCCACACUGUGACACACAACCACCACCAGCACCACCACUGCCACCCCCCAUACACACGACAGCCACCGCAGCCUCACUCGGCCUGCCAGGCCCCCACCACAUGUCCCAGCCGCACCCAGGAACAUACGCACAGACAGGUUUCCACACAGUCCAUUUCUCAAAAUCCUGUUGGGGGGAGGGGUUAAGUUAUGCACUUAUAAGGUGUUUUCUGUGUAACCAUUUUAUAAAGUGCUUGUGUAAUUUAUGUGAAAAAAAUAAUAAAACCCUCCGGAUCGGAUCCGGAGUCAGGGCCGCCUGCUCCUUGCCGAGCCACCAUUUUUCAGCUAUUUGGGUUUGGUGUGAGCUGGUGCUUUGAGGCAGCCACUGGUACCUGAGCUUGAGGGACAUACGGGAACAGGACCCUCGGGCUCUGAUGGGAAGAAAGAAGAAGGACAAACAGAGAAGGCAGAGUUAAGGAGACAGCCUGAGAUUACUAGUGCUUGAGAGGAAGUGGAUUUCUCUGAGUGUGAGAAUUACAUGUUUGUGACUGUGUGGGCAAUCAGGACGUUACUGAUGGUGAAUGUUUGUGAUGGUGUUUAAGGGUGUUUGCGAUUCUUGUACCUAAACGCUUGUUUCUGCUUAAGUUGCAAAUCGAAACUAUCACUGUGUGCACGGGCUUGUAGUGGUAUGUGUAUAACCACAUGUGAAUGUGACUGUCUUUUUGGGUAAUCUCGUGAUUACCCAUUUUAUAUACCGUGUUAAUAUUUGUGAGAAUAUGUAUUAGUUUUUCUUUGUAAAUCUAUUUUUUCUUAAAUGUGUGAAUGUUUAUGAUGUGGAUCAUGGUUAAUUGUAUGAGCAUAAUUGUGAGAUGUAAUCCUGUGAGAGCUGUGUAUUUUAACUGUAUUUGCUCACGUGUGACAGGAUAUAAUUGGGGGAACAAGUGUAGUGGGGAGUGUGGAUCAUGGUGAGAGACUGUCCCUGCAAGUGAGUGUGUGUGGCUGCAUGUGAGUGGGUACAAUGGUGUACUGGUGGUGUAUGUGGUGGUGAGAGUCUAGUGCAGAUACAUUGUGGACGACCAGCAUCUGCUAGAAGUUCUGGGGUUCCAGUCCCCUACCAGCAAGCUGCAGAGACUAAGGCAUACUGGAUCCUCUCUGGUGCUCUAAGUGGGACCUCCCAGCAGUAGCCUGGCAUACAGGUAUCUAAAGAAGUGACUUCCUGGGGGCCUCCAGGGCAUCACCAGACCACUUUUGGACCAGAACAGCGGGCACAGUACACACACACCCAUAACAUCUAGUCCCUGACCUAUUAGACCAAUCCUAGAUGAACGAAACUAACUUGGGUCUGCUUUUCUAGAAGAAGCUGGGUGGUGGGUGGCUUGGGGACCUCACCAUCCUACCAGUGAGUUGGAGUAGGGGGAUAGGAGGCUUUUUCUGGAAGAGUGGGAGAAAUUUGUGGUUAGAAAGUAGAAGUUAGUAGGGUGUGCAGCUUGCACAGGUCUACAGAGAUGUGUGCACAGAGACUAAGGGUGGGGGGAGCCACCCAAACUGUCAGAGCCACUGUUCUUCAUUCCUGCCUGGCAGCCAUCUGGGGUUGUGAUACAGGGACAAAGAGCACAGCAACCUCCAACCCAAAGAAGCCCAAGGGGCAAUUUGGCUGAGUGAGGCUGG